Molecule: messenger RNA, 3822 nt
Organism: Ochotona princeps (American pika)
Lineage: Eukaryota; Metazoa; Chordata; Mammalia; Lagomorpha; Ochotonidae
Gene: TMC2
Product: transmembrane channel like 2
Exons: 20
Coding region: 312-2930 (872 amino acids)
Biological process (GO): detection of mechanical stimulus involved in sensory perception of sound; vestibular reflex
Cellular component (GO): plasma membrane
Molecular function (GO): mechanosensitive monoatomic ion channel activity
Source: RefSeq, a predicted model, not a curated record
GAUUGGUCUGUGGCUCCAGGCCCCUCCAGGGCCCCUCAUAUGUAAGUGAUGCCUGAAAUGUGAGGCCAGUGCCUCCACACAGGGAAACCUGAGCAGAGGAGUGUGCAGCCCGAUUGAUGGGCUGGGAGCUGCCACCUCCCUCCACACCUCUCUCCACAUUCAAUCUCUAAUGGCCCAAGGAGCAGAGAGCACUGCCCCGCUCAGGAAGAGAGGCCAGCAAGCAUGAGGACAGGCAGGCGCCCCUGGCUGGAGGCAAGCAUGGCUAAGCAGACUGUGUGAGCCCAGACAGGGCUCCCGGGAACACUGCCACCAUGAGCCUCCAGUCCCAGGGCCUGGAGGAGACAGCCCGAGGAGGAGGGAGAGGGCAGGCCAGGAGCAGCUCUCCAAGCACAGGUGACAGAUCCGGGAAGAGGCCGUCAAGGAAACCAGUCCCCAAAGCCAAUACGGCACCGGGCAGGCAUGGAGCCCAAUGGGGCAGAAAAGAGCGAACCCCGGGCAGCCCCAGGCUGGGGUCCCCCAGGAGGAAGCUGGCGGAGAGCGGGCGACGUGGCCAGGAGCUGCGGGGGCGGGAAAGAAGCUUUGCCAACAGGACCCGCGACAGCAGGAGGAAGAGGGACCAGCGGGCUUCCCUGAAGGAGCAGAGCGCGUCCUCAAAGAAGGGAAAGAGACGUCGGAGGAAGGAGGAGCCGUGGGAGCGACAGAAGAAACCCAGGUCACUCUCGUUAGCCUCCAGUGAGGACUCUCUGUCUGAGGAGGAGUUGGCCUGCAUCCUGGAGCAGGUGGAGGAAAAGAAGAAGCUCAUUGCCACUAUGCGGAACAAGCCCUGGCCCAUGGCCAAGAAGCUAACUGAGCUCAGGGAGGCCCAAGAGUUUGUGGAGAAGUAUGAAGGAGCCUUGGGAAAGGGGAAAGGCAAGAGACUGUACGCAUACAGGAUGCUGAUGGCGAAGAAAUGGGUCAAGUUCAAGAGAGACUUUGAUAAUUUUAAGAUGCAAUGUAUCCCCUGGGAAAUGAAAAUCAAAGACAUUGAAAGUCACUUUGGUUCUUCAGUGGCAUCGUAUUUCAUCUUUCUCCGGUGGAUGUAUGGAGUCAACCUUGUCCUUUUUGGUUUAAUAUUUGGUCUCGUCAUAAUCCCAGAGGUACUGAUGGGCGUGCCCUAUGGAAGUAUUCCCAGAAAGACAGUGCCUCGGGCUGAGCAAGAAAAAGCUAUGGACUUCUCUGUCCUCUGGGACUUUGAGGGAUAUAUCAAGUACUCGGCUCUCUUCUAUGGCUACUACAACAACCAGAGGACCAUUGGGUGGCUGAGGUACAGGCUUCCCAUGGCUUACUUUAUGGUGGGGGUCAGCGUGUUUGGCUACAGCCUGAUGAUUGUCAUCAGAUCGAUGGCCAGCAAUUCCCAGGGGAGCACGAGCGAGGGGGAGAGUGACAAUUUUACCUUCAGUUUCAAGAUGUUCACCAGCUGGGACUACCUCAUAGGGAAUUCAGAGACAGCUGACAACAAAUAUGCCUCCAUCACCACCAGCUUCAAGGAAUCAAUCGUGGAUGAACAAGAGAGUAACAAGGAAGAAAAUAUCCAUCUGACAAGAUUUCUGCGUGUUCUGGCCAACUUUCUCAUCAUUUGCUGCUUGUGUGGGAGUGGGUACCUCAUUUACUUUGUGGUAAAGCGAUCCCAAGAAUUCUCCAAAAUGCAAAAUGUCAGCUGGUAUGAAAGGAAUGAGGUGGAGAUCGUGAUGUCCCUGCUUGGGAUGUUUUGUCCCCCUCUGUUUGAAACCAUUGCUGCCUUGGAGAAUUACCACCCACGCAUUGGACUGAAGUGGCAGCUGGGACGCAUCUUUGCGCUCUUCCUGGGGAACCUCUACACAUUUCUCUUGGCCCUGAUGGAUGAUGUCCACCUCAAGCUUUCUCAUGAAGAAACAAUAAAGAAUAUCACCCACUGGACUCUGUUUAACUAUUACAACUCCUCCAACUGGAAUGACAGUGUCCCCCGGCCACCCCUGCACCCUGCAGACGUGCCCCGGGGCUCUUGCUGGGAGACAGCUGUGGGCAUUGAAUUCAUGAGGCUGACAGUGUCUGACAUGCUGCCCUCGUAUGCUGAGUUUGACAUUAGUGGAAAUGUCCUGGGUUUGAUUUUCAACCAGGGAAUGAUCUGGAUGGGCUCCUUCUAUGCCCCGGGACUGGUGGGCAUCAACGUCCUGCGCCUGCUGACCUCCAUGUACUUCCAGUGCUGGGCCGUGAUGAGCAGCAACGUGCCCCACGAGCGCGUGUUCAAGGCCUCACGCUCCAACAACUUCUACAUGGGCCUGCUGCUGCUGGUGCUCUUCCUCAGCCUCCUGCCGGUGGCCUAUACCAUCAUGUCGCUCCCACCCUCCUUUGACUGCGGCCCGUUCAGUGGGAAAAACAGAAUGUACGACGUCCUCCAUGAGACCAUUGAAAACGAUUUCCCGACCUUCCUGGGCAAGAUCUUCGCUUUCCUUGCCAACCCAGGCCUCAUCAUCCCAGCCAUCCUGCUGAUGUUCCUGGCUAUCUACUACCUGAACUCAGUUUCCAAAAGUCUUUCCCGAGCCAAUACCCAGCUGAGGAAGAAAAUCCAGGCGCUCCGUGAAGUCGAGAAAAGCCACAAAUCUCUCAGAGGCAAAGCCACUGCCAGAGACUCAGGGCAUCCACUGGAAAGCAGUUCCAAAAAUGCCAUCCCACUCCAACUCACCAAGGAAGAGACCACACCUCACUCUGCCAGCCAAAGCCAGACCCAGGACAAGAAGGCACAGGACCCCAGGAUGGAUGCCAGUGUUGCUGGCAGGAGCAUGCCAUCUGCCUCCCAGCACCUCCCUCGAGCUCAUUCCCCAAGUGUCAGAGCAGAUCCUGGCCAAGCCCGGUCACAGGCUCAUCUCUGGAGGUCAGGCUCUGGCAAGGGUGCCCAGAGGCCUCACUACUGAUAGUCAGACUCGAAGGUGCAUGGUGUAGGGUGAGGGGGCGCUGAACUCUGGGCUCCAACCCCUCCCCCCACCAAAAUUAUUUCCUUUGUGCUAACAAGGACACUUUGAUGCCAUUGUCCCAGCCCUGGCAGGGGAGCUGGCGUCACCCCUGUGGCAACCACUGUCACCUGUAUCUUGAUGCAGACAGCUCCAGACCUCAUGCUCACAGUGGAUUCCCUUGGUUCCAGAAUCUGGGAGGACACAGGCCCUGGCCACCCACCCUUGUAGACCUUGUCCGCGAGGCGCUGCAGGGUCCUGGGUUCUGUGCUAACUCAGAGGGGGCUGCAGAGGGGACUGUGUUUGUGAACACCACCUCUCUCCAAAAGAUGUGAAGCAGUUUAAGCAAAAUGUCCAGGUAACUUCUGAACCACCAGCAUGUGGGCCUUGUGCUCUAGACAUUUUGGAUGCUUCUUCCACUUCAAAUCCACCAGUCACCCCCCAGACCUCUGCUCCAAGGCCACUCUGCAUGGGAUGCAGAAUCAUUCCAAAAACUCCACCUGCUCAACCCGACUCGGCCGGCAACAGCACCACAUGGACAUCUUCCCAGCCUUCCAAAGCAUCUCUCCUGUUCUCCCAUGCUGUUUUAGUGCCACAAGUGAAGCCUUUAUCCCACUGCACUACGAUGAGAUGUGAUCAGGACUAUGACAGGAGAGUGUUUGAGCCUCAUUAAUGUAAAACCCAGGCUGUGAAUGGCAUGCAUUGAGCAAUGGGAGAGGCCUCGGCCAAAGGCACUCCUGCCUCCCAGAGUCCAAGCUGAGCCACACAGAAAACACCUGUAAGAACAAGCCCCUCUGCUUCCACUGCAUUUCCCAUCCCACUGGUCAGGGAAUGAAAAUACAAAAUACAAAAUAAA